AUGAACCUCCCAACAAAAGUUGGUUCGCACACAAUUACAUUCUGGGCAGAGAACAGCAAUGGACUCAAGAGUAGUGUAUCGAGACAAUUGGUAAAGAUAAAUGUUGGUCCUAAAAUCAUUUUAUGGAAUGAAAUUCAAGAGACAUAUUCAAGGAAUGGAUUCAUUGAUUUCAACUCAAUCAUCUUUGAUGAUUCAUCAACAUAUAUUUAUUACCAAUUUGACUCAUUGCCACAAUCUCAUUUAAGUAAUUAUAUUACAUGUAAUGGGAAGAAUACAACAGUCAAUUUGCAAAUCCCAAUUCCGGAAGAAAUGUCUAUCGGAAACCAUCAAAUCACAGUUUGGCUUCGGGAUUGGUAUGAUGUUGAAUCUGAUAAAAUCACAAGAAGCUUUAAUUUUGCAGAUAGAUACGUUCCUAAAUUAACUGUCAAACUUCAGGAACAACGAGAUACGUAUGGUUAUUUCGAAAAUGUUUCUUUUGUAGGAACAGUUCAAGAUAUGGAUGCAGAAGAUAAUACACAUGUUUUCAUUCAAAUCGAUGAUGGAGAAGAGAAUUUAAUCUUUGAUUUCGAAUCGAAUAAUGAAGUUCACUCAUUCAACUACUCAAUCAAUCUUGGUAAUGAAGACAAACAACACAAUGUGAUAUUUAGAGCCCGUGAUGAUAGUAGAGCAUCAUCCGAAGACCAAAAGUUCACAAUCAAUAUCAAACAAUUACCAUCAAUCAUUGUAACAUCAGAACUCGAUGAACAAUAUCUUCCAAACACUACAAUAUCUAUUAGUGGAUAUAUUGCAGAUUUUGAUGUCGGUGAAGAAGUCCAACUUUUCAGUAAAAUUAACAAAGAUAUCACAGAGUAUGCAACAUUACCAAUGCAUAUUCAAGAUGAUUAUAAAACACCAAUCUUUACAUUCACAGUUCAACUUCCUAUUGAAGUUAUGAGAAACAAUAUUUAUAUUUGGGCAACAUCUGCUGGCGGAAUUACAUGUAAGACAACAAAUAUUAAGGUAAUAACAAAUAGACCUCCAGUUCUUGAUCACUGGAAUCCAAUCAAAACUAACUACUCUAUGAGUAAAUACAUUGAUUUUGAUGGCAACAUAACAGAUGAUUCCAACUGCAUGAUUUAUGAUAGAUUUGAUAAUAAUUCCCCAAAGCAUAUUAAUGAGAUGCUCCCGAUCAGAAGCCCGAGUUUCCCAAUUAUUAGAAGAAUACCAAUUAAUGGCAACGAUCUUGAAUUCGGCAAACACAAUAUAUCAAUUUACAUUGUUGAUGAAUUUGGUAUCGAAUCUAAUGUUAUGACACAAGAGUUUGAAUUCAGAAAUACUUAUGCUCCAGAAGUUAUACUUAAUCCACUCGUGAAGAAAGGUCCAUACAGAUACAGUGAAAAAGUUACAUUUAGUGGAAGUGUUCGCGAUUUAGAUGUUGGUGAUCAUGUUGUUGUUUUGUUCCAAGUUGGUAGCAGCAAAUUAACAGAGCUUUAUGAUUCCAUUGCAGAUGGUUAUUGGCAUGAUUUCUCAUAUACCAUUGAUGUUCCAAGAGGAGAUGGUUUGUUCACGAUAUAUGUUGCAGCGAUGGAUCAAACAUAUUCUAAAUCGAAUGAAGUUGCUCUUGAAUUUAAUGUAGAAAGGAAUGUUGCUGUCCAAAUGCUGAAACCAAUGCGUAAAGCAUAUCGCGAAGGAGAAACAAUGCAACUUUCCUCAAUGCUUUUAGAUUUCACAGAGAACACCACGGUUGCAUUCUGCUAUAGUAUUGACGGCGAUGGAAAGAAUUUGAUAUCUAAUGUAGACAUAUAUGACAACAUGACCUCAGGUAUUGUUGAUUACAAUAUUACACUUCAUGAAUCUAAAUCAGAUCAUUAUUUAAUUCUAUGGGGUGAAAAUGAACAAGGUCAUGUUCUUUGCCCAUACAUGGAAAUCUACAUCAUUGUCAGUCAAGCUCCCGAACUUAAUGUAACUAAUACACUUAAUGAUAAUUAUUAUGGACAUGCAUUCAUUGAAGUCGAUGUUAGUGUCUAUGAUGAUACUGAUGGUUAUGUUUAUUACAGGAUAGAUGAAGGAAAAGAAGUCAAAAUUUCAGGACUGAUUCAAAGUUUCUUUGAAAUUGAGCAACGAAUAUUACAAAUUGAAAUAACAGAAGGAAGUUUGGUUGAAGGAAAGCAUACAUUAUAUGUUUACUUCAAGGAUGAAUUCGGAAGUGAUUCUGUUCCUUUCGUUAAAGAAUUUGAUUAUUCGCACGAAUACCAUACCCCCGAACUCAUUGUCGGGCAUAAACUUAAAGGUUACACAUAUGGAUAUUUCGAAACAAUUAAUAUAAAUUGUAAAGUGACAACUAGAAAUUCAGAUGACCAAGUUAAAAUAUUAUUAAAAUACAAUUUCGGAGAUUAUGAAAUUAUUCAUGAAUUCCCGCAGAGCUCAAGAAACCUCCUUUCAGACGAAGAAAGUAUGGAUUUCAGUUACAAAAUUCCAAUGAUUCCAUAUAAUGGAUUCCAUACGGUUACAAUUAAAGCAAUCAAUAAAUAUGGCAUUGAAUCAAAGUUCACAUUAUUAGAUUUUGAAGUAAGAAGGCUUCCUGGAAUUGAGUUCAUCAAACCAUUUAAAGUUAACUACAAUAACGAUGAAGUUAUUGAAGUAAUUGGAAUGGUUGUUGAUUAUGAUAUUAACACCCAAUUUGAUGUUUAUUACAAAUUAGAUAAUAGUGGAAAUACAUUUGUUAAAACUGUCAGUAUUGGCACUAAUUACAAAUCCAAUGAGUUCAAAUUCGCAUUAAAUCCAAGUACAGAUGUAAACAUUCAUAACUUCAAAUUAUGGAUUGAAAAUAACCAUAAUGAAAUAUACAGUACAACUGGAAACUUCUUAGUUAAUUCACCUCCACAAUUAGAAUUAAUUAAUCCUCUUAGAAAUGUCUAUUAUGAUAAUGACCAUAUGAAUAUCGAUUUCAAGAUCAAAGAUAAUACCAAUGUCAAACUUUGUUAUUCAUUCGACAGCAAUCAGGAAACAUGUUUCAAAGAAACCAUUUAUUCUUAUGAGAGAGAAUAUUCUUACAGAAAGCAAAUCACAAUUGAUAGAAGUGUAGUUUCAUAUGAUCGGCACACAAUCCACAUUUUUGCUGUUGAUGAAUUCAAAAUGAAAUCAACAUCUUUUGAUCAUAUAUUUACAUAUCAAACAUGA
Trichomonas vaginalis G3 is the source of this 3159-nucleotide messenger RNA. RefSeq names its product ribonuclease H protein family. The transcript has a single exon. The record is from RefSeq and is a predicted model, not a curated record. Lineage: Eukaryota; Parabasalia; Trichomonadida; Trichomonadidae. Bases 1 to 3159 code for a protein of 1052 amino acids.